Abrus precatorius (Indian licorice) is the source of this 646-nucleotide messenger RNA. RefSeq lists its product as uncharacterized. The record is from RefSeq and is a predicted model, not a curated record. NCBI's taxonomy places the organism in Eukaryota, Viridiplantae, Streptophyta, Magnoliopsida, Fabales, Fabaceae. The transcript has a single exon. The coding region runs from base 43 to 558 and encodes 171 amino acids.
AAGUUUGUGAUUAGGGUUCAGACAAAUGAAUCACGUGAUGUGAUGGAGUCCACCAAGGAAAACUCUGGAUUGCUGCACCAGAUUCUACCUCCGCGCCUUGAAGACGCUGGCCUCGAAGAUCCCGCUCUGCCACCCGAAUCCAUCCACCAAGCAUUUCUCAAGGCCGCCGCCGCCGUCAAAUCACGCGCCUCCUCCAUUUUCGCCGCCGACGCCGACGAAGACGACGCUGAUUGCAUCAACGAUCCCUGGCCCACCGCCAAGGACGCCUCCGAUGCGGUCAUCGGAAUCGAGCCGGAAAUUGAGCCGCCGGGAGCCUGCACUGUGGAGAGGGGAUGCGAGGCGGUAGCUGACGAAGUUAGGGUUGGUGGCGAUGGCGUGGAGGUAGAGGACGAGGUGGUGGUUGGGGAAGGAGUAAGAUUGGGGGAGGAUAAGGAACCGUGCGUGGAUGAAUUGCAAGGGUUGGAUAUCAAAGAAAAAGAAGAGGAUGUGAAGAAGGGCGGUGACGAAGACGAUGAGAAAGAGAAGAAACCUACGUUGGCUGAAGGCUAUGUUUGUUGAAUGUUGGGUUUCUUUUUAUUCUCUACCCAGACUUUGUUUGUACCUAGUUUCUGUAAUAGCUAUAGGGAAGUGUCUUGUAGUUUUAACA